GAGAGCAGGGAGGAGAUAUUUGUCUUGAGGAGCAACUCUGUGAACACUCUUUCUCAGGUGCCACAACACAUGAUGCUAAUUUUGGAAUUACCACGUACAGUGCAAUGGCACAAAUCAGGUGAAGGAAGAGAGUGAAGAGGUUUUAUGCUGGUACCUGCCCUCUGCUGUCAUAACCAGCUAGAGAGACACCUCUGCAGAUACCAGUGACCUGGAGUAAUCUGGUCCUCAGUUAGGGGACAUUGGCGUUUGCAUAGGUCAUCAUUUGAACAUCAACAGACUGGAUUAAGAAAUAAGAACACAAUCAACAAACCUGUAUUCAUUCAGCUUGGUGAGAGAGGUGAACUUGAACCUUUGUGGGCCACACUGGGUCUUUUCAUGACUGGACCUUGUUAGGUGAGUUGGUGAAAUCUGGAGGCGGGACCACUUCCCAUGGAUCCCAACAUACCGGGGUCUUUCCUGUUUAACAACAGCCUGAACCAAUUCUCCUCGGACUUAAAGACACCUGUGUGUCAGUUCUCAGUGCCCAACUCCUUCUGCAAGCUCAACCCAGGCCUGAACAGCCAGCUGCAGGCAACGGGCACAGCCCAAGGCAUUAGCAACAUUCUCAGCCGUUCCAUGAUGGGUGCUACAGGCACCACCACUCUGCUCUCUGGAUACCCCACCAUGGGGGGCUUUGGCACUGUGGACCCAGGGGUCUACUACAACUGUGCAGACUAUAACCCCUCCCUGGGCAGCUUCACCAAGCCUGGCACUGAGUGCCCCAUGAAGGGUCGCAGUGGCAGUUGCUGGGCAGAGAGCGGGUGCGAGUGGAGAGGAGGGAGGCAGCAGUGCACAGACAACAGUGGGCAUCUAGGAGAUAUGUCAGGCAGGAAGAAGCACACCAGACCUACAUUCAGUGGACAUCAGAUAUUUGCCCUGGAGAAAACCUUUGAGCAGACCAAGUACUUGGCCGGGCCAGAGAGAGCUAGACUGGCCUACUCCCUGGGCAUGACAGAGUCACAAGUCAAGGUGUGGUUCCAGAACCGACGUACCAAGUGGAGGAAGAAGAGUGCCUCCGAGCCUAGCUCCACCCAGGCCACACAGGGUGAGCAGGGAGGGGAGAUUUCGGAGAACGAGGUGGAGGAUGAGGAGUACAACAAGCCUCUGGACCCCGACUCAGACGACGAGAAGAUACGACUGCUGCUGCGUAAACACCGCCGGGCUUUCUCUGUACUCCACCUUGGACCACACCACGUCUGACACACUAACACAAGCGCACACACAAACCAGAUGUGCAUGUUGUAGCAAGGGGUAUCAUGAAACAAAUCAUUUUGUAGUAUAGACCCACAAUUUAAUAUUCAAGCAUGUUAAAAAAGACAUUUACAAUACAAUACAGUAAAUUUAAGGAGAAAAGGGGCUAAUGGUUCACUUGAACUGUUGCCUUGACGUACAGCACUGUAUAAUGAAAACAGAGAGAUGUUACAAUGAUUGGUGAAACAGUUAAAUUGAGAAUUGAACAUAUCAAUGAGUUUCAAUGUGGAAACAGGUUGACUGUUAUGUGGGAAACCCAUCGUGAUAAUCUGUUAUUAUGGCUGUAUCAAACGUGAAAGGAAAUUGUUUCUAAUGUAUAAAGACACAUUAUAGCAGACACACUGUAGAGAUGAUUUGUAAAGCAUUGAUUAUGCAGUUUACAGUACCUGUUUAUUUGUACAGAACAAACACAAACACUAUUUGUUUUAUCUAAUUAAUUUGCUUGUUGUACUCCUAACAUUCAAUAUCAAUUUGAAUUUGUUCACAGUUAACUGCUGUACAGUAACUAUGAACACAGAAUACUUAUAUAAUUAACCUUUAUUAAUUGAACUUGAGAGCCUGGACAUGCUGUUUUCAUACUGGCGUUGAGGGCACACUUAACUCAAAAUAAGUCUUAACAUUCUAUUUCGACUAAUGUGUUGGCAAGCUUUCAUGACAUUUGAGGGUUUCUGCACAUCCAAAAUAAGUCCUAUAAGUAUAGUGUAAAUAAAUGAGGAAAUUUGGAAUUGUAAAAUAAAUUGUGAAUUAUUUAUUGAAAACAAUGGUAAAAUGACUGUGUCAUGCCUCUGUUUUUCUGUAAUUGUUUCCAGAUAAAAGACAACAAUCCCCAAAACAAACUACUAAUAGCACACUGGAUCUGACAUUAAAACAGGCACUGCCAAUAGAGAUUACAAGUGACAAUUAAAACAGAUCGGCGGUAGGGAGGCACAAUCAUUGAGUAGAAGAGAGGGGUCAAAGGCCAAUCCCACUGUGAUCUAUAUAGUUACCAGGGUGCUGUGGCUGAACUGGCUGGAGUGUUCUGUGUAGAAGACCAAGAAAUCAGACUCAUCAGCAGCUCAGUGCUGUUUGUCAUUAGGACAGAUGCUAAAGGAGUGUGUGAGAGUGUUCCCAGCACCAAGGAAAAUCUGCAUUGUGCUUGCUUCCUGUUGAAACAAUGAUGCUAUUGAUGAUAAUGCAAUAUCAAGCGUUAUGACGCUUUACAACCAAGAAAUGUCUACAUCACCAGAUAAAGAGGAUAUGUUAACAGACACAUUCUACAGACUACAAACUUUUAGAAAUAUUCCCAGAAUAAUGCAUACUGUAUCAGAUAACUUUCUACCACUGAAAGUGAAAUACUGUAAACAGAAGAGACAAGGAAUCUAGGAGGAAAGCUGAAGAGCAACACUGGUGUCAGUGUUGGCAUGUUUGGGAAACGAAAACGAAAACAUCCAGUUCUGGCUGUAAACAUCGGAGUGAAGCAGUUGUUUGUGUCAUGCAGGGCAUGCCAUUACUGGUGUAACAGAAAGAGAAAGACAAAUAGCGAUCAUAGUUAGCUACCCAAAGAAAAACACUUGCAUGACCCUGCGAGAGGUGCAAGUAGAAUGCCAGCUGAGAAGAAUCAAGCUAGCUGCAAUAACAUUGACAUUGACUUUAAAAGGUACCCACUGGGCACAGAAGUUAAUUCAACAUAUAUUACACGU
This is a messenger RNA of Oncorhynchus mykiss (rainbow trout), 2969 nucleotides long. RefSeq names its product homeobox protein Nkx-6.3-like. Gene Ontology annotation, cellular component: nucleus. Gene Ontology annotation, molecular function: DNA-binding transcription factor activity, RNA polymerase II-specific; RNA polymerase II cis-regulatory region sequence-specific DNA binding. Lineage: Eukaryota; Metazoa; Chordata; Actinopteri; Salmoniformes; Salmonidae. Gene Ontology annotation, biological process: regulation of transcription by RNA polymerase II; cell differentiation. The record is from RefSeq and is a predicted model, not a curated record.